CACGUGCUUCACAACAUUGGGCCUCGCCAGCCGCCGUUGCGGUGUCACGUGACAUGCCAGAGCAUCGAUUAGCUAAGUUGGCUAGUAGCGUUAUUCCUGCUUCUCCGAUAGUUUUUGGACUGUUAAGUUGUGCCGACGAGAAAGACGGGUGACUGUGAAGGGAAGUGGUCCAACUGUCCGACUCCCCCUGGUCAGGAGUCGCCGUUUGAGUCUCCUUUAUAGGCGCGGUCUGCUGCGGAAGGCGAACAGGCCAUCAGCUCCUGCGUGGCUGGAUCGGGUCGAGCAUGCUGCUGCAUUACUGCCCGCACUGUGGCUCUAAAGUCCAGUCUGGGUUCAAGUUCUGUCCGUGUUGCGGGGAGAAGCUCCCCUGCCUGGUUAACUCGGCUGGAACUGCGGACGCAGAGGCUGCAGUGGUGUCCGAUCCAGUUCCUCAUGGCAGCUUACACAGCCUUCCUCCUGGCCCACACUCGGUACUGUCAGCUCUCAGCGGCAGUGCAGGUGCUGUUGAGGCUUCGGCCAGUUCAUCGUUGACCCGCUCACCGAUCUUUCGGUCUACACGCCAAACAGCCACUAAGAUGACAAGCAGUCCAGCAACCCCACCAAAAGCUGUAAAACACACAGACCGGAGGGCUCUGACAUCGCCUCGGAAGCGAAAAGCAUCCCCGAAGGUGCAAGAAGAGGAAGAGCCAAAGGAGGUGUCCUCUUCAUCAGCCCAGACUUCUCCUUCAGGUCAGAAGUCUUUGACGUCACCUCGGAAACGAAAGGCAUCCCCCAAGGUGCAAGAGGAGGCAGAGCUGCAGAAAGUGUCUUUACCCCCAGCCCAAACUCCCCCCUCAGCGAAAGGCAAAGCAAAGAGGGCCAAGCGACUGUGUGUCGUGGAGCCUGUGCAGGAAGGGGUGGAAUUUUGUGACCAGUCCGGAAAGAAAUGGAAGCUGGUGAAACUAUUGUUUCAGACAGACGUGGAGCUUACUUAUGGAGUGCAACAGGUCAGUCUGGGAACCAGCUCUGAGGCCUGGAAGCACAUUUUGAGACUGGGUGCUAAAGAAGGACAACUGUUUAAUGAACAGAACUUCCUCCAAAGAGCUGCUAAACCUGCCACAGUGGAGAAGUGGAUGAAGAAACUCAGUAUGGACUUUCUUGGAAUUCCAUCAUGUGUGGGCUUUGGUCUUCAUGACACAUACAGAUUUUUAAUUUUUCCUGACAUGGGCCAAACUCUGCAAUCAGUUAUGGACACAGAGCUGAAGUGUCUGCCUGAGAAAGCAGUUCUGCAGCUGGCGCUACGAUUAUUGGACGCUCUGGAGUUUGUGCAUGAAAGUGAAUAUACUCAUGCAGACAUCCAUGCUGGCAACAUCUACAUCAGCACAGUCGGACACUCGCAGGUCUUCUUGUCUGGCUUUGGCCAUGCAUUUAGGUUCUGUCCUGGAGGAAACCAUGUGGAGUACAGGGAAGGGAGCCGUACUCCCCACCAGGGAAACCUCAACUUUAUCAGCUUAGAUUCACACAAGGGAGCUGGUCCUUCUCGCCGCAGCGAUCUGCAGUCUCUGGGUUACUGUCUGCUUUCUUGGAUCACAGGCAUUCUACCCUGGAGUGACGCCACUCAGUCCAGCUCGGCUGUCUCUGCUGAGAAGGAAAGGUAUAUGACUGAUGUUCUUGGGCUAGUGAGCAGCUGUUUUAAAAAGAGGAGAGUUUCAGGUGUAUUACAGAGCUAUUUGUCUCAGGCAAUGGGGCUGCACUAUACUGAGAAGCCAGAUUACUCACUCCUGAAAGCUGGGCUUAAUGAGGCUUUGCAAAAGAUGGGAGGGACGCUGGGAGAACCACUGAUUUUCAGAUGAAAGAAAACGGUGUGAAUGGAUGAACCGGAUGAAGCUUGCAUCUGACCAUCGCACGGGGGAUUUUCUAUCAAACUGUUUUUAGAGGGAGCUUUUCCGCUGGUGACCACUUCUGUUUUGUUUGGUUUUAAAAUGGUGUGUUCUGAAGUUUUUACCACAGCGACUGCCUGGUUCUCCACAAGCUGCACCCAAGGGCUCAUUAAUGUGAUUCCCUUUUUUGGGAAAAGAAGCUGAAAGUUCUGAACAUCCAGUUAAUGCGGUUUUACCAUGUGCUCAUUUUUUAAGUCGCACUCACCGUUCGUGGUAGUUAAUGUGUGUGUGUGUUCGUUUGAAAUUAAACCAUUUUUUAACUAA
Molecule: messenger RNA, 2183 nt
Organism: Pygocentrus nattereri (red-bellied piranha)
Lineage: Eukaryota; Metazoa; Chordata; Actinopteri; Characiformes; Serrasalmidae
Gene: vrk3
Product: VRK serine/threonine kinase 3
Exons: 15
Coding region: 285-1832 (515 amino acids)
Biological process (GO): signal transduction; peptidyl-serine phosphorylation
Cellular component (GO): nucleus; cytoplasm
Molecular function (GO): protein serine/threonine kinase activity; ATP binding
Source: RefSeq, a predicted model, not a curated record